Molecule: messenger RNA, 1084 nt
Organism: Stomoxys calcitrans (stable fly)
Lineage: Eukaryota; Metazoa; Arthropoda; Insecta; Diptera; Muscidae
Exons: 3
Coding region: 119-1006 (295 amino acids)
Source: RefSeq, a predicted model, not a curated record
CUUGCUGCAACAGUUGCUAAUAUUCUGAUAAAAGGCAUAUAAAACACAAGCCUUUCUUAAAAACAUUUUAGUUAUACUUGAACUUUUGGAGCGUAAAGAGAUUAAAGAUAAAACAAAUAUGGAAUUUAAAACCUUUGCCAUAUUUCUUCUCACAAUAAUUGGGGCAACUCAAGCUGUGAACAAUUCCACAACAACAUUUAUGCGCAAUUAUCAAAAUUACAAUAAUUCGCUUUUGAGAACGGAUAACUAUCUAGAUUUGAAUAGAAGACAAUAUGCCGAUUAUAUACAGCAAUGUGAUAAGGAAAUUGAGGACUUCAAAAAGAAUUACAUAGAGCGCUUGAGUGUUGUCACCAUUCUAUCGGAGAUGAUGACCACAGAUAUUGUAAAAAUCCAUGAACACUUGAAUCCUUUGGAAGUUUUAAGUGAUAUUGGCAAUGAUUGUGUGGCCAAAUAUCGUUCGAAGAUUCCUACGGUGGCAGUUACUAAGACAGCUUUUCUAGCUUGCUAUAAUGCGGCCUAUAAUCAAAUAAAUAAUUUGGUCAAUCCGGCAACUGGAACUAAGAACAAUUUGAACAGCUAUUAUGUGACAAAUAUCGAAAGAGAUUUUAAGAGUUGUACUACACGUUUUCCCGCCUUGGAUAUCAACUAUACGGAGUGUUUGGCUAAAGUGAUAAGCGCUGCAACCACCCACACUACAAAUACCAUGAAAACGUUUCGUGCCCAAAUCGAAUCAGCCCUUUGCUCAUCGAGAGCUUAUGUAAAAACUGCUCUAGAUUGUACAUUUAUUGCUCAGAAUCGUACGAUUACCUUGAAUGCUGAGGCAAAUUUAAUGAUCGAUAGAUGUAUUCAUGGUCUGGAUGAUUGUGAACGUUGUGGUGAGGGUCGUUUUUGUGAGCAGGUCUAUUAUAUGCCACAAUACCAGAUUGAACAUGACAAUGCAACCAUGCCGAAUCCGUUCUAUGGUAGAAAUUCGUCUACGAAUUGCUUGAUGAUAGAAGUUUACUAGGAAAUAACACAGUAAUUGAUAGAAUAAGUAUUAGAUUUGAUGACUUAAUUUAAGAAUAAAGAGGAAGACUAGCAGAAA